AUGGGCAUGGUGGACCUCGAUGCGGUUGCAGGCGCCACUGAGGCUCUGGCCCAAAAGGGCACGAUCAAGUCGAUCCAAGCAAGACCUGGUGUCCAGAACGCCAGCCAGACAAGUGCCAGUGCAGCUGCGACCGACCAGGGGGCAUGGAAUGCCCUGCCCGCUGCGCGCGGAGACUAUGUCGAACUGAAGCUCCUCGAUUCAUCACGCCACCCGCAGGGUACCAUCGUCGCGGUGUCUGAUGGUUACCUGCAAUGGGGAUCAAAAGGGCACCCCGACAUGGAGUUCCACUUUGAAUCCCUACGGAGCAUCCCCCUUGCGGAGCUCGGGACCUCUCAGCAGCCUCCGUGGCUCACCCAACCCGCUGCGGCGGCAGAUCUAAAGUGGGAGCUAGAUCGCUUGGGUGGCCAGCCACCAGCGCCAGCUGCGGCUGAGGCAAAGGGGGGAAAGAAAGAGCGAGAGAAAGGUCUCGCAGCACCUUCCUGGGGUGCCCCCCCGGGCGCGGAAGCGAAGCCUCCGGGGCUCGCCGCAGAACUCGACGACCUGGCCAGAGAUUUGAGAGAUCCUGGCCAGGGUCGGAGGGAUAAGCGGAAGAAUCGCCGAGAUCGCUCACCGGAGCGACGCGCCAAAGAACCCCGUGUGCGGGAGAGAAGCUCCGGGCCAGCGGCGGAGGCGGAGGCCGCCCUUGAGAGGAAGCGGCGUCGCUGGCUGGACCCGCCAGGUCACCAGAGCGUCUCCUCAGAGUCGGAGACCAAGAGGGGCCGCAGUCCGAGGAGGCGACGGUCUGAGGACCAGAGCUCGUUCAAGGAAAAGAAGAAGAAAAAGAGGAGGAGCGGGUCCAGAGAGGGUGGCCGGAAGGCAGACCGAGGGCCCUUUGGUGGAGGAGCCAAGGUCGACCUGGGCGAAGAUGGGUCUUCCUCAGACUCGUCUUUUCGCGAAGCCUCCUCGUCUCGCGACCGACAGCUGCAGCUUCUGGAGUACUCGGAGAGGUACCCGGGGCGGCUGUCGGCUCGUCUUCUGCAGAAGAUGCGAACGCUGCUCGCACGGGCGCUGGACCUGGUGGUCGAAGGGGAAGCGCGGCGCGCCGCAGACCUUCUCGCGCAAAGAGUGAAAGCGAUCGAAGCCUCGCUGCCGGACGAUCACUGGCUGAAAGCGCAGUUCCUGGAGCUGGUGAAGGAAGCGGGCCAGCGGAACUGGGGCCGGGGCAAGGGGCAAUGGCACGCCCGCCCGGACGAAAGCGAGCCGCCUCCGCUCCGGACCGCUGGAAAAGCCCCAAGGAAGCCCCCGAAGACCAAGCCCAAGCAGAAGGUCAAGAAGGAGGUCAAAGGCGGCGAGCCGCCGGACGAUGACCCGCCGGAAGGCCCCGACGAUGAUGGGGAUACUCCUGAAGAGUGGGACGAAGAAGAAGAAGGAGAGGAGGAGGUCCCGGCGGAUGACCCGACCAUAGAAGAACGGGGUGCGCCCCAGGGCUCUACACCGGCUGCGGCCGAGGCUAUGAGCCUGGGGCAAGAGGAGGAAUGGGAUGAUGAUCUGUUGGAGGCCCUUGGGGUCAGUGAAGAUGAGGAUACCCUGCGCGACUCCUUGGAACAUGCUGCCAAGCACGCGGCGCCAGGGUGGUGGAACCUUAGCCACUUGCAGGCGGCGGUCCGCCGCCUUUUGGGUACGAAGCCCACCUGGGAGCAGUUUCUCGAAUGGUUCCUGAACGAGGGCAGGCGGUUCCCAACUCCUCUUGGUUCGUUCUUCCGAAGGAUGGAGGAGACCGAGGCAGCCCCCCCGGGCGCGGAGCCCACUAGGGAACCGGACCUGCUCCCGAUCCAUGUGGAUGCCACCUGCAACAUAGAGGUGGUGGAGAACUGUUCCCAGGUGGUGCUUGAGACGACCCUGCACGCCCUCAACUUCCACUACUGCUGUGGCUGGAUCAGCCCUGUGUGCUGGCCUCCACCAGAAGAGGUCACCCCGCGGCAGGCCGAGGCGGUGAAAGGGAUCGCGAAGGUAUGCGCCGGGUGCUUGGGCCGUGGCUUGCCUUUGGGAGGACCGGCCGUGGCCAAGAAGAUCCUCUCUAGUCGCUCCCGCGACUAUGAAGGCAACAUGGUGGAGCGAGUGGGCGAGAUCCAAGCAGAUCUGGUGAUCGGGGCCUGGCCCAACGUUGGUGGCGGCGGUAAGGUUCAUGCCUCCCAGGAGGAAUGGAAUAAGGUCGUUUCGGCGGCCUUCCAGCGGAACAUGAUGGGUCCAGUGGACGAGAGCGCGGUCCCCCGCGAUGCGCAAGGCCACCUCAUCACGAAUGGAGCGGGGGCUGUGGAGAAGAGGAAGCUGGUCGGCGGCAAAGAGGUCGCGAUGCAGAGGUUCAUCAGCAACUUCGUGCCGAUCAACGAGUACCUGGAGGCCCUUCCGGGAGACCAGGACUUCCUCCCAUCCUUUCUUCUCCUACGCCAAAAAGGUGCCCGGCCACAUAAUGGGGUCCAACGAGGAGUGGGUCAGGCCGGGGCUGCGUGUCAUCCCCAUGGGGUGGAGCUCCGCCGUCACCAUCACAUGCAGGCGGUGCUUAGGAACCUUGUGUUUGACAAGGCAGGGGUACCGGAAAGCCUGGAGAUCUCGAAGGUCAAGGAAAUACCCGCUGAGGGCGGAGCCGUGCUUUACCUUGACUCCUUCGACCAGGUGCGGAUGGUCGACACCACGCUGCGUGCAGUAGAAGAAGGUGUCGCCAGUCCGGAGCAUGAACGUUUCAGGGCAGCUUGCAAAAAGAGGGGGCUUCCCCUCAACGCCCCCAAGUCCCUCGCCGGUGCACUCAGAGGUGGCAUCCAGGGAGGGGUGCUUGACGGAGACAAGGGGACGAUUUCAGUUGGAAGCGAUAAAGCAGAGAAGCUGGUGUUGGCCACUUUGGGCCUCCUUGCUUCCUCCUCUUGGUCGGAAGCUGCCCUGAGGAGGUGGGCUGGGAUAGCGACCUUUGUGGCCGCUUUCCGGAGGCAGCUCUUUGCCGUGUUUCAGGAGAUCUUCCCUCUGAUCGAAAGGGCCAAGGAGGGGGCGGUGGAUCCCGACCCACAGGUCAUCGACGAGAUGCUGACCUUCGUGUUACUGCCCACCUCCUUGAGGGCCAGAGUGUCUGGUGAGAUCUCCUGCUCCGACGCAUCCCUUUGGGGAGGAGGCGCGGCCGUGGCCCAGACAGCCCGGAGACCCGCCGUUGCACCAGUGGAAGAGGAUGAGCCUGGAGUCUGUGCCCGCUGCGGCGGAGAAGAGUCUUGGGGCUCGCACGGGCUCUUUUAUCCCUGCCCGGCUUCCUGUGGGAGAUCGUUUUGCUCCACCUGGUGUAUCGCCGAGCAUAGGGAACACAGAUGCGCCAGAAGGGAUUAUCUGUGCCCCACCUUUGCUGAGUUCUUCCCUGAGCCUGGGCAGCCUCUUACAGAGGCCAUGGCCCUGAAUAAGGUGGCCGUCCUGACCGCCUUUGGGCCCAAUAUCAACGACAAGGAUGACUUUUGGAGCCCGGCUGGGAAAGAGAAGCUUGAGAAGAUGGAGGCGGACCCACUGGUUGCGGCCAAGUUUUGGAGUCCGCCCUUCAACACUUUUGGGCUCGGCCGUGGCGAGCAAGUUCAGCUACCGAACGGGAGAUGGGUGGAUGCCCCACCGGCCCUCAGGUCAGGAGGGCAUCUCACUGGAGUGGCCGGUCUCUCCAAGGCUGUCGCACUGAGGGCUCUGAAGUCCCUGACCCGAGCCGUGGAGAAAAACUCCCUCUGCUACGUGUGCCAGCCCUGGGACUCCUAUCUCUGGUACUUCCCGGAGGCAGAAGAGUUGAGGGAGACGAGAGGGAUCUUCUCCACUUCGUUUCCCUUGAGCUGCUUUGGUGGGCCCAAGCGAUGGGUGGAGCUGCUGCACAACUCCCCGGCGGUCCACAAGGCUUUGCACCGGCCCGCGUGCCGAGACCACGAAGAAGAGCACAAGGGCUGGUACGACAGCACAGGGCGAAUACGAUUCGCCUGCUGCGAGGAGCUUCGCCUCCUGGGGGACCUGUGUGACGCCCUGGCGUUGGCAAUAAAGCGGGACCUGGCUGAGAUUUGCCCUCUCAUUCCCGGGAAGCUCACAGAUCGCACCAUGGACUGGCAGCUGAUGGCACAGCUGCGUGGUGCUUCCUCGAGCCUCAGAUCACCCGCCGCGGCGGAGGCAGCUUCUGAGGUGAUUGCGCCCAUUGCCCGGGAGAUCCUGGAGGAUCCCCUGGAGCAUUUGCGGAGGAUGCUUAGCCGGGGGCACUAUCAAGGUACCGAGGUUCGACUCAUGGCUCCGAGUGAGCCAGACAACCUCAAGAUGGUACCCUACCCGGCGCACCUCUGGAGGUGGCGCAACACGUUGUCCUUCGCCUGGCACAACGAGGACAACAUCACCACGCUGGAGAUGUUGGCAGCUCUAGCUGAGAUCCGACGCCGUGCGCGGCAGUUGAAUACACAGGGGACAAGGUUCUUCCACAUCCUUGAUUCCCAGGUCGUGUAUCACAUCAUGGCAAAAGGCAGGGCACACAGCAAGCGGCUUAACAGGUUGGCUCGACGGAUGAUGGCGGUUCUGCUGGCGGCGCAACUUCAAGCGCUAGCGCUAUGGACCAUUUCGGCAUGGAAUUUUGCCGAUACUGCGUCCAGGAGAUUUGCUCCUCACCAUGGCUCCUAA
Messenger RNA from Symbiodinium sp. CCMP2592, 4644 nucleotides. The record is from the annotation of a GenBank genome assembly. NCBI's taxonomy places the organism in Eukaryota, Dinophyceae, Suessiales, Symbiodiniaceae.